Protopterus annectens (West African lungfish) is the source of this 2350-nucleotide messenger RNA. RefSeq lists its product as uncharacterized. Bases 59 to 700 code for a protein of 213 amino acids. The transcript is spliced from 4 exons. Gene Ontology annotation, biological process: adaptive immune response. The record is from RefSeq and is a predicted model, not a curated record. Gene Ontology annotation, molecular function: signaling receptor activity. NCBI's taxonomy places the organism in Eukaryota, Metazoa, Chordata, Ceratodontiformes, Protopteridae. Gene Ontology annotation, cellular component: membrane.
AAAAGCUGAUACAAGCCUCUUUCGGUGUACAGCAGAACAAGCACAAGCAGUCUGAGCAAUGAUCUUUCUAACAGGCCUGCUUCUGAUCCAGUUCUUCACAAUCAUCAACUCAUGCUUUGUGAGCUUAGACUUUGUCAGGAGCACCACUGUGAACCAAAGUCCUGAGUACAUUUCUAUAACAGAGGGAGACAAUGUGACUUUAACUUGCUCCUAUUUCCAUGUUCGCCUCAGAAUCAGUCAAAUCGAUAGCCUCAUCUGGAGUUAUACACCUGGAAGAGACAGUGUAAACUGUUCUAAGCAACUUCUAGUGCAAAAAAUAAAUGAUUUUGAACAAGAAUCCUAUAUGGAAAGUGAAGGUCGGUAUCACAGCUGGUGGGACAUGUCUAAUAACAGCAACUCGCUCCUCAUCAUGGAUCUGCAGCAGAGUGAUACUGGACGCUAUUGCUGUGAGGUAGUUUCCACACUGCCUUAUUUAUCAGGGGUGAAUCAGAAUGGGACCAUGAUAAUUGUUCAAGAAAAAGAAAAAACACCUUCAGACUUAUCAUCAACUCAAUAUUUCAACAUGAAUGUCAUUCGCCUGGUCAUUGCUUUGAGUCUGGUGAAAACAUUUGUCAUUGUGCUCAUGUAUCAGAAAUGUCAGAGAUCAAGCAAAGCAAAAGUGUUUUCAUCAAAGAGGGCGGUGAUAUCCAUUCUGGAGUGACUUUCUGCAUUCAGAAACUGAUUUUAGGAUCUUGUGCCUGACAGUGAAAGAUCCAAGGGCAUAUUUACAAAAUGAAGACUCUGCCUCAUUGUGGUUACACAUCACUCAGAAAAUAUUUGUAAGAAAGCCAACCUCGAAAUACUGAAUGAACAACCAAUGCCUUCUGUACAAUUUAACUAAAAUGUUGCACUCAAUGAUAUGUUGGCUUGCAUUAGCUAUUUAGAGCUAAAUUUAUCUUACUAGCUUUCACUACUGUGGUAGUCCACAUUAAGACAAAAUCUCUCAUAUUUCUUUUGGUUUCUUCUUGUGUUUUUUUAUGUUGUCCAUAUAUUACAUCAGUACCCUAACCCACACUCCACAUCACUUUUCCCCCUCAGUUAUCAUACUUGGGGGGGUGAACACAAGCAUGUCCCUUUGUUUGCUGGUCCCCCCAUCUUAGAGAAGAAACCCACUCUUGCUGUUGGUAUGUGGUUAUGUCAGCACCAAGUAGGGGAAGGGGAAGUGGCUAUAACUAAUAACCGUACUGUAGCCAGGUUCAUUUAUAACUAAGCACCUUUCUUCCUCACGAACCCCUCAGCAAUGUUGUAGUAAUACAUUCUGAGAGGCUUUCUGCUUGCUUAUACAAGUGUGCUGCCAUUCGUAAGCCUCCCCCCCAUUUAUUUACUUAAUAAAUAAAAGAAGACCAAACUGCCCCUUCAGGUCCUUUCCCUGUCCCUCCCUCAGGCAUCACACACAGCCAUCACAGUAUCAUUCCCCUCUCCCUUGAUGGUUUUCUAUCACUCAGGCUGCUACUUCAUCUCAGGUUUCUGGUAGGGUAUACAGAUGCACUUCUCCUAUGCUAGGAAGGUGGCACUUCAGGUCAUUGUAUAGUACUUGUGACAUCAAAGUUACUCUCAAAAUAAAAAGGCCAGUGAUGUCACAUAACAGAAUUAUGUCUUUGGGAAGGAAUAUAGUUAAAGAAGAAUGUAGUUAAGAAUAAGAGAAACAUAAGUUGAAUCACAACAGAAGAAUAUUACAGCAAUAAGAAAACGUAUGCUAGAACUUUAGAGAUUAUUUUAGCCAUCACAUAAAGCAUGUGCUAGGUGAAAGCCCUGUGCAUAAUGAAUCACAGUUUAUGAAUCCCCUCCUUUAGAUUUGAUAGACUUCUGUUACUGCUGGAAUAAGGAUAUGUAAGAAACAUUGACAUGCAGAAAAUAAUGCUGGUCCAUAAUUCAGGUGCACUGCGUUGUGUGGAGUGUCCAUCUUAUCUUCAGGACAGCAGUAUUGCAGCCAGUAUGGCACACUUGCACUCUGGUCACACCUAAAUCUCAUCAGCAGGUAGUGAAUGGAGUUUCUACUUGUCAGCAAUGGGAGUUCCCAGUUCCACCAACAUGCAGUCUGUCAUUGAUAUCUUCCCACCACACCCUACACUUUCUGUUACUGAAUACUCCCCCCAGCAUGUUAGUGAUUGGUAUCCCCCUAUACCAUACCUCUGCACUGUCCAGAUUUUUGUAGCAUCUCUAGAUUUUUUGCAUCAUUUUUGGUGUAUUGCUCAAAAAAAUGUGCAGUUUUCUGGCACAUCGCUUAGGAUUAACAUCUGUAAAUAAUGACAUACAUUUUAUGUUUUAGUCUUCAUAUCCUUCAAAAAAUGCAUGCUAACACAAAACCUUU